AAACCCAUCGCAAGCAAAUGUAAAUUUUAUAAAUUCUGAAAUAUUUUGCAACAAAUUAAAUUAAAAUAAAAAAUUAUGUUAAUUCUUUUAAAAAUAUGCUUAAUUGUAUUAUUAGCGACCUCGGAAAGUUAUAGUGAACAGCGAACUUAUUCGCAAUUGCCGGCGAAAUAUGUGGAAUCAGUGCAACGUUCUACGCAUACGAACAAUUGGGCCGUUUUAGUUGAUGCUUCGCGUUUUUGGUUUAACUAUCGCCAUAUUGCUAAUGUUUUAUCCAUUUAUCGUUCGGUUAAACGUUUAGGUAUACCGGAUUCACAAAUUGUGUUAAUGAUAGCCGAUGAUAUGGCUUGUAAUCCCCGUAAUCCGCGUCCGGGACAAGUGUAUAACAACGCUAAGCAACAUAUUAAUGUUUAUGGUGAUGAUGUCGAGGUCGAUUAUCGCGGUUAUGAAGUAACGGUAGAGAACUUUGUGCGAUUAUUAACGGGUCGUACCCAAAAUGGUACUGCGCGUUCAAAGAAGUUAUUAACAGAUGCCGGUAGUAAUGUCUUAAUUUAUUUAACGGGACACGGUGGUGACGGGUUCUUAAAAUUUCAAGACUCCGAAGAGAUAACCAAUCAGGAGUUGGCCGACGCUGUUGAACAGAUGUGGGAAAAGAAACGUUAUAACGAACUAUUAUUUAUGGUGGACACUUGUCAAGCGGCCUCGUUAUAUGAAAAAUUCACAUCACCCAAUAUCUUGGCCGUAGCCAGUAGCUUAGUGGGUGAAGAUUCGUUGUCGCAUCAUGUUGAUCCCUCAAUAGGUGUAUAUAUGAUUGAUCGUUAUACAUACUAUGCUCUUGAAUUUUUGGAAAGAGUUCAACCCAACGGUGAUGAAACAAUGGCCGAAUUUCUGAAAGUAUGUCCGAAACAUGCUUGCAUAUCGACAGUCGGUGUACGUAAAGAUUUAUACAAACGGGAUCCUAGUCAAGUGCCCAUUACUGAUUUUUUCGGCAGCAUAAGACCGACAGAAAUUAUAACUGGUCGAGUAAAUAUAACGUUAGCCGAUGAAGAAGAUUUUAUAAAGGUCAUGGAAGAAAAACGCGAUUGUUACAACGAGUUGAAUUUACGUUUGAAAAUGGAUCAACAAUUUCCAAUGGAUGCGUUUUAAUAAACUUUUAACUCUAAAAGGCUUAGAAUAAAUUAUUUUCUUGUUUUAUAAAAAACAAAUCGUAUUGCUCGCCUUUAUUGGUUUCAUAUUUUUAGCUUAUCUUCGUUGAGUUUAAAUUUUUUAAGAUUAUUUUAAUUUCAAUUCUAUGGCUUAAUUAUGCGUGCUGUAGUGGAAUCUCUAAUCAUGGCAUUGAAAUGAUCCGUGAAUAUUAAUUCUAUCAAUAAACAAUGCUUCCGCAGGCAGUUACCGCGUGUGAAAAAUAGAUAAAAACUGUGCAGAGAAAGCGUUCAGUGGAGUUAGAAGUAAUGUUAACUAUCGUGAAAUAUCCAAAAAAGUAUCCUUAGGUUUCAUUCAAAAAUUUCUUAAGUGUAAUGUCUGUUUUCCGGUAAAGAAUUUACCAAAGCCAAGGAAUACCAUGGUUGCUUUUAUUUUAUACAAGUUGUUUAGUGUAUUGUCUGUUGUAAACGUUCUCCUGACCGCAAGACAAAAGCUAUCGCCUUCAGAUGUGUCAGAAACAUUGAAAGUUCUUGCACGUAGGUUGGUAUUAAAAAUGCGUCAAAUCGGCCGAAGGACACACCCACAGCACCACCUAAACUUAGAACAACUCUGUUUUUCAAAAGUAAUAAUAAAUUGAUUUUUUGCUUAUUAGUCAAAUUAUUUGCAGUAAAUAUGCAAAAAUUGAAACGCGUACUUUACGGGCGAUGUUGUAGCAUCUGCACAAAAGUCAGAAAAUUUGACCGCACCUACGCAAUAUUGUAAUGUAUCGAAAUUGAAUUGAUUUUUCAAUACCUUUAUAACGCGCAGAAACAAGCUUCGAACGCAUCAUAAAGUAUACUAAUUCUUGGCCAAUUCCAAAUUUAGGAUACACUUAAACAUGGUCAUCUGCGCGCCUGUUCACCUGUCUGUUCCCGCAAUUUUGUAAUGUUUGUGGUAAAUAUUCUACCGUUAGCGAAAAUAAAGAAAGAAUUUGAAAGCACACGCCUCUAAGGGCCAUACAUCUCUCGUAAAAAAACAUUUAUGUUGAGAAUAGAAAAAAUCAAGCGCCCCCACUCCAUAAUAUAGAGCAUGAAAA
This is a messenger RNA of Glossina fuscipes, 2215 nucleotides long. RefSeq names its product putative GPI-anchor transamidase (gene PIG-K). Lineage: Eukaryota; Metazoa; Arthropoda; Insecta; Diptera; Glossinidae. The transcript is spliced from 6 exons. Gene Ontology annotation, cellular component: GPI-anchor transamidase complex. Gene Ontology annotation, biological process: attachment of GPI anchor to protein; proteolysis; protein localization to cell surface. The coding region runs from base 76 to 1143 and encodes 355 amino acids. The record is from RefSeq and is a predicted model, not a curated record. Gene Ontology annotation, molecular function: GPI-anchor transamidase activity.